GAGUAUCCUUUUCGCAUCUAAAACAUAUAAUGUCGAUUACUAUAGCGAGAAACAUAGCCCUACAAGUGUUCCGAUAUAUUGUCUGGCGUUGAUUCUCAGAAGAGAUCUUUGUGUCGCUGCAGCCAGCUGCGGUUAUUAUUUGAUCCACUGCUAUUUUUAACGCAUAUCACUCGCUCUACAAAUACACUGCAGACUUGAUUUAAAGCGUGUAUUCUAGUGGCUCUCUAGCACACAAGAGCCUGCGGGAUUUAAGCUCUCUCUCUCUCUUUGGCCGGGAGCUUGAUAAAACAGCUCCCCUCCCCCAAGCUUUGGCGAAACAGGAACAACUUCUUUGAGAGAGAAAAAAAAGGGCUGCACAAGUUUGGGACGUCUUGGAUCCGCCGUUUGGCCAUUUGUAGUCCGGAGCUGAGAUUUUUUUCCUACACCGAUACUUUGGGUUUCACCUAGGAUUGCCGGAGCCCUUUGUUAGCGAGAAGGCUCGGGCAUCCAUGCUCUUGAAUUUUUUUUCUUUGGAAAAUGGGAUACCUCUAGGAUGAUUAUAAUGAGGGGAAUGCGCUCGCUUGUGGAAUAACUUCACUUUUUUCCCCCCAGUGGGAAUGGAAUUCCCGGAGCCCUGAUUUAUUUUAGCAAUUGCAAAUGCAAUGGGAAAGGUGCUUUAUGAGGAAUGUUUGCUGUUGCCGUGCUCAACAUGGGUGUUCGGAUAGAGUCUGUGAUCUCCUGAGCUCACUGGUUUAAUCUACGGGAGAAGAGGCGCUUUAACACGCUAUUUACAGUGGAAAUUAUUUGCAUGAUCUUCAGAUGAGGGAGAACGGGAGACUCUGAAACCUGAGGGGUUUUCAAGAUCGUAGUGCGGUUGGUGGUGUUCUGUUGCAGUCAGUGCAGUCAUGGCCACAGCUAUAUCGUGACAUAGAGGGACAUGUGUGGCCAGGGGCUGUGAGGGCUCCUCGGGGAGACUCCAGACAAGCCCACACAGAGAAUGCUGGAGGUGCAGGAGGAGAGACCAGCAGCAGCCACAGCCACGGCAACCACCGCAGCUACCGGAACCACAGGAAACGCUUCGGGCAGGAAGGAGAGGGCCAAAGAACGGCAAGAGGAGGGCCAGGACUGCAGCAGCCCUGUCGCAACCCCCAAUACUGGGCCCCGGAGCACCCGGGCCAAAGCUACGCCCACCACUACACACACACACACACAUACAUACACCCCCAGUCCCCACCAGCACUCUACUGCUCCUGCCUCUGUCGCACUGGGAUUGACGUCAAUGCAUUCCAGCAACCCCAAAGUGAGGAACUCUCCAUCGGCUAACACUCAGAGCAGUCCGAAAUCCAAGCAGGAGGCCAUGGUGAGGUCGCCACCCGUGAUGUCGCCCUCCAGCGCCGCACAGAUGGACUCCAAACUGCCCAACCAGGGAAAGCAAGGGGGUGCCGGCAGCCAAUCACAGCCUUCUCCUUGUGACCCCAAGUCGCUGAGUGGAAGCCACACACCCAAAGGUCCCCAAGGCCCCAUAGGGAGUAUGGGACUCAAAAAUGGACAAGGCCUGAGUUCAGGCAAUGGGGCAAAAGGCAAGAUUAAAAGAGAGAGAAGCACUUCAGUGGAGUCAUUCGAACAAAGGGAUACAGGAACGCCAAACAAUGAAGGGGACCAGAAAGAAAUGGGCAGUAGAGCAAAAAGGUUAUGUGUUGGAGAGCGACGGUUGCCAUACAGCGGUGCAGACUGGUGUUCAGGGGGAGAGAGUGAUGAAGAUGACGCAGGAUUCUUCAGUAUGUGGUUUCAGUAUUUCGUUUUUUGUGUAUAAUAAAACUAAUUUAAA
Molecule: messenger RNA, 1807 nt
Organism: Cyprinus carpio (common carp)
Lineage: Eukaryota; Metazoa; Chordata; Actinopteri; Cypriniformes; Cyprinidae
Product: B-cell CLL/lymphoma 9-like protein
Exons: 6
Coding region: 977-1792 (271 amino acids)
Biological process (GO): positive regulation of transcription by RNA polymerase II; canonical Wnt signaling pathway
Cellular component (GO): beta-catenin-TCF complex
Molecular function (GO): beta-catenin binding; transcription coactivator activity
Source: RefSeq, a predicted model, not a curated record